AUGUCAGGAGUAACCCUAGCAGCGGCUCUGGACGAGCCAAACCCAUCUUCACUAAGAAAGCAACAAAAGCACCUGAAAAACCAACCAGCAGUAGGCAUAAUGGGGUCUCUCCGCGUAAUCGAGCUUCAACUAGUAGCCUUCAUCAUGGUCUUCUCCGCGAGCGGCUUAGUCCCGCUCCUAGACCUAUCUUUUCCGGCGCUCUCCUCCGCCUAUCUCCUCAUCAUUUCCCGGCUAGCCUUCCCCUCCCACUCCCGUUGUGGGCCCCCGGAGUUGUUUCAGGGGGGCCGGCUUUUCCGUGUUUACGUGGUGUUUGGCACAACCGUUGGGCUGUUCUUGCCGCUGGCUUAUGUGUUGGGUGGAUUCGCGAGGGGCGACGAGCAUGCCGUCCGAUCAGCAACGCCUCACCUCUUCUUGCUGUCUUUCCAGAUACUAACGGAGAAUAUUAUAAGCCGAUGGUCUCUGUUUUCGGCGCCGGUGAGAGCGUUUGUCCCUUUGCUUUACACCGUUCGCCGGGUGUUCGUGAUACUGGACUGGAUGCAAGAUGUGUGGGUUAACAAAUCAUUGCCUGCAACCGCAGAUUUCAAGGAUGUUGUAUGGCACUGGUUCGGGAGGGGGCUGGCGGUGGCUAAUCUGCUCUACUUUUGUGUGAAUCUGUUCGGGUUUUUGAUUCCGUGCUAUUUGCCGAGGGCGUUUGAGAGGUACUUUAGGGAGAGAGAUGAGAUUGUUGCCAAGACGGGAGAAGACUACAGGCGCUCGCCUGCAACAACGCUCAAUAAUAAGCAGCCUCAGCCUCAGCCUCAGCCUCAUCAUCAUCUGCACACAGACAAGGCAGAUUAGUGUUUAGUACUAUCCUAGUACUGUUUGAUCCAUAGACUAAAGGUAGUUACAAUAUAAUAUAAUGGCGGUUAGGUUCCAUCUGUGAUAUAUAUCAUCAUUUCAUCCAUCACAUACAUCACUUUCAUUCUAAGGAAUUGUACGUGUAUGAGCUGUGGGUUUGCCCAAUUAAGUUAGUCAUCGCCAAAAUCCAAGCUUUAGAUCAAAUCUUUAACUGGAUGUAUUCUCGCAUGAUAGUUGUAUGGUUUCGGUUGUAGAUAAAGAGAAAGACAAAGAAUAUAAA
Molecule: messenger RNA, 1117 nt
Organism: Ipomoea triloba (trilobed morning glory)
Lineage: Eukaryota; Viridiplantae; Streptophyta; Magnoliopsida; Solanales; Convolvulaceae
Exons: 2
Coding region: 1-837 (278 amino acids)
Source: RefSeq, a predicted model, not a curated record